Molecule: messenger RNA, 1885 nt
Organism: Medioppia subpectinata
Lineage: Eukaryota; Metazoa; Arthropoda; Arachnida; Sarcoptiformes; Oppiidae
Source: the annotation of a GenBank genome assembly
GGUUCAGCCAUUUUGUUGAUGAGGUUUAGAUCGCUAUGAAUGCAGUGAUUGUAUAGACGUUUGGACGCAAACAUCAAGACGUCUGUCGAGCAUAACAUCACCGGUCAUCACAUCUGUGGCAGACCUGACCAUCACAUCCACCACUAAUACACCAACCAUUGUCUGUCUCUAAACAACUGCAGACAUGUCUGAAACCGCAGAGACUAAUGGUAAGGAACCGCAACCGCCCAAGAAGGUCGUCGCGCAACGCAUUCAGGGAACUGUCAAAUGGUUUAACGUGAAGAAUGGCUACGGAUUUAUAUCCCGUAACGAUCGCGACGGCGAAGAUGUGUUCGUCCAUCAGUCGGCGAUAGUGAAGAACAAUCCCUCAAAAAUGGUGAGAAGUGUCGGCGACGGAGAACUCGUCGAAUUCGACAUCGUUGAGGGCGAGAAGGGCAACGAAGCGGCGAACGUGACCGGACCCGGAGGUGUUCCCGUCAAGGGCUCGCCCUUUGCCGCCGAACGACGUUUCUAUCAGCGCGGAGGCGGAGGGAGAGGCGGAAGGGGAGGCUUUCGCGGCGGAAGGGGUGGCUUCCGUAGAGGACCGCCACGCGAUCGACGCGAAGAAGGCUUUGAGGGUCAGCAGCCUUUUGAUGGCGAACAGCGCUUCGGUGGUGAGCGUAGACAAGGCAGUGGUCGCGGAGGCGGCGGCGCUAGUCGUGGCGGCGGUAGACCUAUGUAUAGGCGAUACUUCCGACGCCCGCCGAGAGAUCACUUGCCAACAGAUGAGGGACAGGAGGGCGAAGAAGUAGACCGACAGCAAAGCUUUGAUGGAAAUAAUUACGAUCGCGACCAACGCCAGCGCCGCGGGGGUGGAGGACAGCGGAGAUUCCACCGCAGAUUUUUCCGCCGCCGUCCCCAUAGACCGCGUUCUGAUACUGAGGGCAGUCAGUCCGGCGUUGAUGGAGAGGCCUCUGGUACUGAAGGAAGGGCUCACAAGUCGGACGACAACGCGGAUGACGGACAGGGGGGUCAACGCCGUCGUCGCACGGGAACCGGAUUUAGACCGCGUCGGCGUCAAUACGGACAGACGGGAACUCGAGGCCCGCGUCGCUCAUCUCGUGGCGGCCGUAAGUCAGAGGGAGACACCGGUCCGGGCGGUGACGAACAGGACAUCGAUAAAGAGUCGUCCGAUAGUAAACCAAAAGGACAGUCAAACGAGUCUAACAUCAAGACUGAGAAUUGAAGCAACAAUUCGUUUGCAGUCCUCUUAAUAAUGUUAACAACACUUACAGAAUAGAAACACGAAAACCCUUUUCAAUCAAUUUUGCGAAACAGUUAUAACAAUUCAAUUAUAAGCAAACAAUAAUACAAUUUAUCAUAAUAUCGAGUUUUAAAGAUUCAAACACUUAUUACUUGUAGUGAUUAAUACCAUAUUAUAUCUAUUGUAAGACUAAACCAGAAGUCUAUCUAUAUUAACAAAAAACAACACAUAUUUUACACCAGAAUUUUUUGUCGCAACAAAUUCAAUACCAAACAUCUCUUUCUAACGUUAAAAGUAUUUGAAUUUAACAUAAAAACACUUAAUAUCCACUGUUUUUUGUGAGAAUAUAUAUCAUAUAUAUUGAUAUCAAACACAUUGUAUAACUUAUUUGAAAACAAAAUCUGAACAUAUUUUAAAAACUAAAUCAAUCGGAAAUAAUUGAAAUUUUGAGAACAUUUUUUAGAUAUUGUGUAAUUGAAAUCGAAAACCACUUCUACUCUAAUUAUUUAUAAUAUAAAUUGGAAAACAAUUAUAAUAAAAACUUUAAAAUUGAAGAGUUUGUUAAAACCCGCUGAAUAUGAAUUAUUUAUUUGUAAAACAAUUUUCUAUUUUAAUUUAAAUUAAAAACUGCUUUCAAAACAA